This is a messenger RNA of Symbiodinium pilosum, 1167 nucleotides long. Lineage: Eukaryota; Dinophyceae; Suessiales; Symbiodiniaceae. The record is from the annotation of a GenBank genome assembly.
AUGCUCCCAGCCCUUGGAAGCUCAAGAAGCCAUUCCGGUGGUGAGAAUGCUUUGCAGCAGACUGCAAGCAUGCAGGGUCGAUCCCCAGAGUCGCGACUGCUUCGCGCGAUGAGUGGCGAAAGCCACCCAGAUGCUGAGGCCGAGCUUCCGUUCUUCGUGGCAGAGUUGCCUGAGGGGAAGCGCUUGGGAAACCUCAUCGCGGUCUGCACACAGAUCGGUGUUCGCCUUGGUGGCCUGCACGGCUUUGUGGAGAUCGACACCGAUCCUCCUCAUCUGCACCGUGCUGGCAGGAAGUGUAGGCUGCAUGAGCAGCGUCACAUAUUGGGCUGCCGUGGCACAGCGGCCCGCCUCCUGCGUCCGCGGGAUGAGUGUUGGCAUGACCCUGGGCGGACUGCUCGCCACAGGCUUUGCCGCACUGCCGGACAAGGUGCAGCUUUCACCGCAAGAAGCUGUGGCCAGGGAAGCCAGAAUGGCCACGCAACAAACGGCAACGGUACGGCCGCUUCUGAUUGCGAAACUUCGAAGCCGCCUAUGCCAAGGAUUGCGAAAUUCUUGAUGGCUGGUUGCUUCCUGGUUUAUGCCACCACCUACACCAUGCCCACGCUGAUGCCCUUUAUGGCCGGCCAUUUCACCAGCGCCACCGAGAGCCAGCAGUUGCUGCUGUUUAUGCAGGUGCUGCAGAAUUCAGGCGAUGUUGUCGGGCGAUUGGCAACAGCUCUCGUGCAAGGGAACAAGAUUGUUCUCCUGACGUGGAUGCUGCUUCUGACGGCUUCUUUCUCCGCAUGCCUGCUGACGUCUGUGUACGACACAUCAAUGUGGUUCAGCUAUAGUUUCGCGGUAUUCAUCUUGCCCGCAAUAUGUGGCUUGUUCUAUUUUUCCCGCGGAUUACUGGUUACGACCAUGUAUCUCUAUGCUCGCGGCCUUGGGCAGCAGGAAAUGGUCCAGGAGAUCACCGAAAACAUGGGAUUCUGCGGCCAGAUGGGUGCCCUUAUUGCCAAUGUUGCAGCUUUUGCUCCCUGGCAGAGGUCUGCAUCGUGUUUUUACUUUCCGACCUCAGUGUACUUGGGCCCGGUGGUUCCGCAAGAUGACGAUCGCAUCGAGAAAAAAGAUUGGCAUAGUGCUAAAGGGUCCACCACAUCUUCAGAGGACAAACUUUUGUGGCUGUAG